CGUCUCCCUCCUAUCUCUCUGUCCAUCCAGGCUGGAUUGAUGUAACCUGGGAUGCUGGCGGCUCUAACUCUUACCGUAUGGGCGCUGAAGGGAAGUUUGACCUCAAGCUUGCUCCAGGGUACGACCCUGAGUCGGCUGCCACAGCGCCGUCACCCAAACCUAUCUCAUCCACUGUUUCAGGCCCCGCCUCCUCCACGGUGGGACCCUCCGCGACGCCGGCGGCCAGCGGCGUCACCACCACCACCACGUCCUCCUCGUCCUCCUCCACCUCGUCCUCCUCGCAGCAGCAGUCGUGGAGCAGCCUGGUGAAAAAUAACUGUCCCGACAAGGGUGGGGCCGCGUCGCUGGGCGGGGCCAGCUCCUCCAGCAGGAAGGGCAGCAGCAGCUCAGUCUGCAGCGUCGCCUCCUCCUCCGACAUCAGCCUGAGCUCCUCUGCAGGGCUGCCGGGCACCGGCGGGCUGCGGCUGGAGAGGAGGGCCGAGGGGCUGCUGCUGGACCAGGGCUCAGGGGUGGGAGGAGUGACGGGCGUCGGCCCCGAAGGACACCAACACGAGCCCAUCGUCGUGCUGUCCUCUGCGGCAGAGGGCGGCUCUGGCUCCGUGUCCAGCUCCGGCACGCUCACCGCCGACACGCCGGCCCCCGGCGACGAAGCCAGAAACAAGGAUUCAUCCGUGGCGACCGACCCCGCGACGGCGAUCUCCAUGGGACUUGUGAGCGUGAGCUCCCCCGACGUCAGCUCGGUGUCGGAGUCGUCCAGCAAGGACACGCCCUCCCAGAGGCCUCUGUGCUCGGCGGCCAACGCUCGGCUGUCCGUCAGCUCCCUGCUGGCCGCCGGCGCUCCCAUGAGCUCCAGCGCCAGUGUGCCCAACCUGUCGUCACGGGAGGCCAGCCUCAUGGAGUCCUUCGUCCGCCGUGCGCCCAACAUGUCACGCACCAACGCCACCAACAACAUGAACCUGAGCCGCAGCAGCAGCGACAACAACACCAACACGCUGGGCAGGAACGUCAUGAGUACUGCCACUUCUCCUCUCAUGGGCGCUCAGAGCUUUCCUAACCUCACCACCACCGGCACCACCUCCACCGUUACCAUGUCAACCUCCAUAGUAACCAGCAGCAAUAACGUAGCCACGGCCACCACGGGUCUGUCGGUGGGCCAGUUGCUAAGCAACACCCUGACGACCAGCCUGACGUCCACUUCCAGUGAGAGUGACACGGGCCAGGAGGCCGAGUUCUCGCUCUAUGACUUCCUGGACAGCUGUCGUGCCAACACGCUAUUGGCUGAGCUGGAUGACGAGGAGGACCUCCCAGAGCCCGACGACGACGAUGACGAGAACGAAGACGACAAUCAGGAGGACCAGGAGUACGAGGAGGUGCUGGAGGAGGAGGAGUACGAGACCAAAGGAGGCCGCAGGAGGACGUGGGACGACGACUUCGUCCUGAAGAGACAGUUCUCAGCUCUCGUCCCCGCCUUUGACCCCCGACCAGGAAGAACCAACGUCCAGCAGACCACCGACCUGGAGAUCCCCCCGCCAGGAACUCCUCGCUCGGAGGUCCAGGAGGAGGUGGAGUGCGCUCCGUCUCCUCACCUCUCGCUCACCCUGAAG
Molecule: messenger RNA, 1604 nt
Organism: Plectropomus leopardus (leopard coralgrouper)
Lineage: Eukaryota; Metazoa; Chordata; Actinopteri; Perciformes; Serranidae
Source: RefSeq, a predicted model, not a curated record